Portunus trituberculatus (swimming crab) is the source of this 3381-nucleotide messenger RNA. RefSeq lists its product as uncharacterized. Gene Ontology annotation, biological process: regulation of transcription by RNA polymerase II. The transcript is spliced from 9 exons. Gene Ontology annotation, cellular component: nucleus. The record is from RefSeq and is a predicted model, not a curated record. Gene Ontology annotation, molecular function: RNA polymerase II cis-regulatory region sequence-specific DNA binding; DNA-binding transcription factor activity, RNA polymerase II-specific; protein binding. Bases 150 to 2957 code for a protein of 935 amino acids. NCBI's taxonomy places the organism in Eukaryota, Metazoa, Arthropoda, Malacostraca, Decapoda, Portunidae.
AUUCAAACUUUUCAGUAAUGCUUCUGAUCCUGCCAUCAGUCUGACAGUGGCGCCCUCUGCACCUCCGCCAUUAUCAGUCUCUUAUUUCUGUGCUUAUAAUUUAUAAGAGGUGCCUGGCCCCUCUGUACUACAGGUGACGUGGCUGGGUAAUGUCCCUCAAUGGGGAGCUACGGGUGGUGUCAAGGCGGUGCCAUGUGCCGGGCUGUGGUGCCUCCUCCUCUAGUGUGGUGGUGUAUUCAGCCAAGAAGAGCAAGGAUGAGGAGGCCCAUGGUCGCUGGAUGAAGUUGCUUGGGUUGGAGGAUGGGCGGGCAGCUGUGCAUGCGUGUCAGAGGCACUUCCCAGCAGGGGCACCAACACGCAACCAUCCAGACCCUGAUGCCAACCUUUUCAACCCAAUACCCAACCAGUCAUCAUCUUCCAAUAAUGGUCCAAGCCUGGAGUCUGGACCCCAGAUCCAGCCACUGUUCAACACAGCACCAGAUGGCACACCACUGGGCCCCAAUGGUCAGCCUCUGCCACCUGCCAUCCAGCCCCCACCUGGCUCUGUCACCAAGCUUGCCCCCAAUGCCACCCUGAUUGACCUCAACAAGAUAAAGAAGGAUCAUGAUGGUGAAAAGCCAUUCAAAAUUGAGCAGGUUACAGUCUUGAUUGAUGAAAGUGACGAUGUUAAGGUUGUUGGCUAUGGACCAAGGGAUCCUCUGUCCCAUUCCCCAGUGGAGCGAAUACCAGGCCGCCUUGGACGUCCCCGCAAGGCCCAGCCUCCCCCGCCUCCCACCUGGGACGAUGGUGGGGCCACAGAUGGGUUGGAGGAUGUGGCCAGUGAGCCUUCCUUCCAUCAGUUUAGUGACCCCUCUCUUGGGAACACCCUGGAGCAGAUGAGGCAGCUGCGUAUUGACUGUAACACUGCACUUGUUGACAUGGACAAGAGGCAGAUGGUAUAUGCACAUCGUGCUGUCCUGGUAGCCCGCAGUCCAUAUUUCUACCGACAGAUGUAUUUACGAAGAAAAAAGCUGAAGUAUCUGUACCAGUUCUGCCGCUUCACUUUACCAAUAGAUGUUAACUUUGAUGUUGUGGAUGCUGUGGUCUCUUACAUGUACACAGGUUCAAUGAGCACACUAUGGGGAAAGGGAACAGCAUCCAUCAGAAAAGUUCUGAACCUGUUUGAAAUGAAGGAAGCUCUGGAGUUGUAUGAUCAAGAAGUGGCUGGGAGAGAAGUGGAGGAGAAGGAGCCUCGCCGUGUUAAAAAACGCCUCCGUCGGGAACCAGGAGAAGAAAACCUGGAGAGCCUAGUGAUGCCACUCCUGUCAGACACUGGUGGGGCAGUGGAUGGGAGCACAGCAGAGGAAGUGUUCAGGGGGGAGGAGAGGCGGAGGAGGAGAAAGGCGCCUGCAGAUCAUGAGGGAGGGGAAGAUGUCCAUGGGAAGAUGAAGGUAUCUGUCCAGAAAAUUGUUGACAGUGCCCUGACACCUUUCCUUGGAAAGAUUGAGGAACUGUUUGACCCGUCGGCUUCCACACUGCACAUUGCCCGCACCUCACAACACAUCAUAACACUCUGGCAUGCCGACAUACUGCUCACCAAACUCUUUGACCAGAACGACCUGACAAAGUUUUUCUCCGAGGUGAUGAAUGACGUUCUGGAGAAGAACAACUUGAUGCAUCAGCAGGAGACGGGUGAGAGUGAAGGGUGUGGCUACAGUGUGGAGGUUUUGGUGACACAUACAGGAAAUGCUCUGAUAGAUGAGGCUUAUAACAAGGCUUCCAUUGGUGAUUCUGUGAUGCAGGAAGUAGAGACAAUAACCUUAGGGGACAUGCAGAUCAUUAAUUAUCACCAGAUUGAUCCUCAGCACAUUUCAAAGUAUGUACACAUGAUAGCAAUGUAUCGCUAUCGAAUACGGAUGGAGAAGAAGGGCUCCGGGAGGUCGGAUGGAGGAAGUGGAAGCACAGGGGCGGGAAGCAAGGACACCCUCAUGCCCCCACUCCUGGAAGGGGAUGUUUUACCCGAUGACUCGUCCACACCUCAAGAUCUUGAUGACCUUGUGAACAGGAUGGCAGGAGGUGGGGACGACCUCCUUACAGGCGCUACUAGUGCUCUGACCCGAGCCUGUUUCCAGCAGGUCAGCACCGACUUGAAGCGAAGAGCUGUGGCUGACCUGGAACUCUAUGUGAAUCCAUCAUUCCAUGAAGAACUCAUCAUGCACAUUAUAGUGGACCAGGUUGAGGAGCGAGGGACUCUUCCUCUAUGUUUAGCAGUGUUUCUUGCCAAAGGUUGUAACUUCUGCCGCAAGAAAGAGUGUAAAGGAGAGGACCUUACAUUACCCAUUAGUCCAGAUAAUCCAGUCUGCCCUGACCGACAGUGCAUUAAACGUAAUCUCAUUUGUGAGUUGUGUAACAAACAGAUGUCAAAUUCCAAGUCUUUAGCAAGACACAAAUACAGCUUGCAUGACAUUCAGGUGGGGGAUGCUGGAGGAAUCUUCAUUUGCAGUCACUGCGGAGAGACGUUCAGCAAAAAGUGGAAGCUUAACAUGCACGAAAGACAACACGAGGACCGCAAGUUGGAGGUUGCCUGUCAGAUUUGUGGGAAGGUGAUGCGCGGAGCAAUGGCCCUGAAAAAGCAUGUCAGCAUGGUCCAUGAAACACGACCACAGUUUCAGUGUGACUUCUGUUCCAAGAGUUUUAAGCGAAAGGAGACUCUCAAUGUUCAUCUUCGCAUUCAUACUGGAGAGAAGCCAUUCCAGUGUCCUCGGUGUGACUAUGCCUCAGAGACUAAGGGCAACUUGAAGGCCCACAUGUGGCGCAAGCACAAGAUGCAGCUGGGGGCAUCAGCAACGGACCAGCAACAGGUGGCUGAGGAGCAGGCCAUGGCGGCCAGCCUGGUUGCUCAUGCCCACCCCCUUGGUGAUGGAUCCUUUAUUAUUGCUCAAGGGAAUCCUACAUCAGGAGCAAUGAUGGGAGAUUAAUUUAAUGGAACACAUUUCUCUUGUUUUUAAAGGAUGUAGAAUUAAUAGUUAUGAAUUUUUAUUGUAUUACAAGAGUGAAUGAUGAAUGAAGGCAGUUUCCAGCAUGGAGAUACUAGUAAUCUAAGCAACUCUAGAAUACCAAAAAGCUAGACUCUAAGUAUGGUUAUUUCUACAGCAUGAAAUUUUUAUAGUGAAGUGACAUUGCUGUGUGAAGGGUUAUGAUUCAUAUGAGUGAGUGAAGUUUUAGCAAAAUUGUGUAUGUGUUUUAUGAUUCUUGUGUGAAUGUAGUUGAAAGUGAUUUGUUGAGUACUAUUUAAAAUCCAAGUUACAUACCAUUGUAAAUAAUACUGACAUGCAUUUGUAAAUAUGCAUUAUUUAUUCAUUGCCAAAAUGAUGAACAAUUAAAGUCAUUUAUAUUUUUUUC